This is a messenger RNA of Ahaetulla prasina, 1353 nucleotides long. RefSeq names its product sphingomyelin phosphodiesterase-like. The record is from RefSeq and is a predicted model, not a curated record. Gene Ontology annotation, molecular function: acid sphingomyelin phosphodiesterase activity. Gene Ontology annotation, biological process: ceramide biosynthetic process; sphingomyelin catabolic process. NCBI's taxonomy places the organism in Eukaryota, Metazoa, Chordata, Lepidosauria, Squamata, Colubridae. Bases 1 to 564 code for a protein of 187 amino acids. Gene Ontology annotation, cellular component: lysosome. The transcript has 3 exons.
AUGGCCCCUAAGAGAGGGUUUGAGGGCACGGUAGCCGGGCAGUUCUUUGGCCACACCCACCUGGAUGGGUUUGAGAUCUUUACGAUGAGGAGACCAUUUCCGGCGGUGGGCAUUGCCUUCCUGGCUCCCAGUGUUACCACCUACAUCAAACUCAACCCAGGGUACCGGAUCUACCACGUGGACGGGAUCCGCUCUGGCAGCUCCUACAUGGUCCUUGACCACGAGACAUUCAUCUUGAACUUGACGCAGGCGAACCAGCCUGGUGCCGUGGCUCGGUGGCAGCGCCUCUACGGGGCCCGGGAGACUUAUGGGCUGCCCGUCGCCUUCCCGGAGGACUGGAACCGACUCCUGGACCGCCUGCAGGCCGAUGAGCGGCUCUUCCAGCACUUCUGGUACUUGAGGUUCAAGGGCCACCCACCCGCCAAGCCCUGCGGGGAUGCCUGCAGGAAGGCCACGCUCUGCGCGCUCCGCACCGGCCGGGCAGCUGAUCCCAAACUCUGCCAGACCCUUAAGCUGCCCUUCCCAGAAAUCCAGGCCUGGUGGCGGCAACAGCGGUUCUGCUAGCUGGGGGGCAAGUUGAGACCUUGGAGUUCCAAGGGGCGCAGUGGCCUUGCCCUCCAUCAGGCUCUGUGGGCAUGGGCACAACAUGGUGUCCUUUCUCUUGGGCACAGACAAGCCCCUCAGCCCUCCAAAUCACACCCCUGAGAUGCGGAAAAGACCCGGCCAUGGCCCCUAAGAGAGGGUGGGGUGCCCUGGCUGCCCUCUAUUGCUUGGCAGCUUCUCCCCUUCCAGCCCUGCUCCAUCCCUUCGUGUGGGCAUGAAAAGCAGGCCUGCAAGACAUGCACACCCUGCUUCCCCAAUGUUUGAACUGCCAUCCGCAGCGGAGCAGAGCAGUGGUGGGUUUCAAAAUUUUUUACUACCGGUUCUGUGGGUGUGGCUUGGUGGGCGUGGCAUGGCUUGGUGGGCGUGGCAGGGGAAGGAUACUGUAAAAUCUCCAUUUCCUCCCAAUCAGCUGGAACUUGGGAGGCAGAGAAUAGAUGGGGCGGAGCCAGUCAGAAUUUUUAUUACUGGUUCUCCGAACUACUCAAAAUUUCCACUACCAGUUCUCCAGAACUGGUCAGAACCUGCUGAAACCUACCUCUGGAGCAGAGGCUCGGAAAGCCAGGGACCCUGGGGGCUCUGUUGCCAGGACUCCUCCGCAGGACUGCUCUGCUCUGCAAAACUGGGCAGGGUCUGUUCUCAGACUCUUCGUCCCAGCUUCUGCCAGCAUGGGAUUCCUCAGCAGGCAGGGGGCGCCCCCCUUCUGUUUUGUUUCUCUCCCCCCCCCCCCGCAAUAAAUGGCUUCCUCCACUG